CCCGGCGUGCGCGUCCUCCCGCCGGCCUGCAGGCCCGGGGCCUCCGCCUGCCAGCCCGCCGCUGCUCUUCGCGGCCCCGGCUCGCGUUCACGCUGUCGCCCGGGCCGGCGCGGCCGCGGGCAACCGCUCCCCCUCCCACACCUACCCCGUCCCCUCCCCGCCUUUUCCGCCCUCGCGUCCCCCUCCCUCGGCCAGCCGCCGCUGCUCCAGAUGAGGUGAUGGCAACGGCCAACUUCGGCAAGAUCCAGAUCGGGAUUUACGUGGAGAUCAAGCGGAGCGAUGGCCGAAUACAUCAAGCAAUGGUAACAUCUUUAAAUGAAGAUAAUGAAAGUGUAACUGUUGAAUGGAUAGAAAAUGGAGAUACAAAAGGCAAAGAGAUUGACCUGGAGAGCAUCUUUUCACUUAACCCUGACCUUGUACCAGAUGAAGAAAUUGAGCCCAGUCCAGAGACACCCCCACCUCCAGCAUCCUCAGCCAAAGUAAACAAAAUUGUAAAGAAUCGACGGACUGUGGCUUCUAUUAAGAAUGAUCCUCCUCCAAGAGAUAAUAGAGUGGUUGGUUCUGCACGCGCGCGGCCUAGUCAACUUCCUGAACAGUCUUCCUCUGCACAACAGAAUGGUAGUGUUUCAGAUAUAUCUCCAGUUCAAGCUGCAAAAAAGGAAUUUGGACCCCCUUCACGUAGAAAAUCUAAUUGUGUGAAAGAAGUAGAGAAAUUGCAAGAAAAACGGGAAAAAAGGAGACUACAACAGCAAGAACUUAGAGAAAAAAGAGCCCAGGAUGUUGACGCUACAAACCCAAAUUAUGAAAUUAUGUGUAUGAUCAGAGACUUUAGAGGAAGUUUGGAUUAUAGACCAUUAACAACAGCAGAUCCUAUUGAUGAACAUAGGAUAUGUGUUUGUGUAAGAAAACGACCACUCAAUAAAAAAGAAACUCAAAUGAAAGAUCUUGAUGUAAUCACAAUCCCUAGUAAAGAUGUUGUGAUGGUACAUGAACCAAAACAAAAAGUAGAUUUAACAAGGUACCUAGAAAACCAAACAUUUCGUUUUGAUUAUGCCUUUGAUGACUCUGCUCCUAAUGAAAUGGUUUACAGGUUUACAGCUAGACCACUAGUGGAAACUAUAUUUGAAAGGGGAAUGGCUACAUGCUUUGCUUAUGGGCAGACUGGAAGUGGAAAGACUCAUACAAUGGGAGGUGACUUUUCAGGAAAGAACCAAGACUGUUCUAAAGGAAUUUAUGCAUUAGCAGCUCGAGAUGUUUUUUUAAUGCUAAAGAAGCCAAACUAUAAGAAGUUAGAACUUCAAGUGUAUGCAACCUUUUUUGAAAUUUAUAGUGGUAAGGUUUUUGACUUGCUAAACAGGAAAACAAAAUUAAGAGUGCUCGAAGAUGGAAAACAGCAGGUUCAAGUGGUGGGAUUACAGGAACGGGAGGUCAAAUGUGUUGAAGAUGUACUGAAACUCAUUGACAUAGGCAACAGUUGCAGAACAUCCGGUCAAACAUCUGCAAAUGCACAUUCAUCUCGGAGCCAUGCAGUGUUUCAGAUUAUUCUUAGAAGGAAAGGAAAACUACAUGGCAAAUUUUCUCUCAUCGAUUUGGCUGGAAAUGAAAGAGGAGCUGAUACUUCCAGUGCAGACAGGCAAACUAGGCUUGAAGGUGCUGAAAUUAAUAAAAGCCUUUUAGCACUCAAGGAGUGCAUCAGAGCCUUAGGUAGAAAUAAACCUCAUACUCCUUUCCGAGCAAGUAAACUCACUCAGGUGUUAAGAGAUUCAUUCAUAGGUGAAAACUCUCGUACCUGCAUGAUUGCCACAAUCUCUCCAGGCAUGGCAUCCUGUGAAAAUACUCUCAAUACAUUAAGAUAUGCAAAUAGAGUAAAGGAGUUUGGAAUUAGUCCAUCAGACAUUCCCUUCUCACAGGGUAGUGGCAGUCGCCCUGAUCUCUCUCCUUCUUAUGAGUAUGACGACUUUUCUCCUUCAAUUACCAGGGUGAAAGAAUUGACUGUGGAUCCAACUGCUGCUAGUGAUGUCCGUCCAAUAAUGCACCAUCCACCAAAUCAGAUUGAUGAUUUAGAGGCACAGUGGGGUGUGGGGAGUUCCCCUCAGAGGGAUGAUCUAAAACUUCUUUGUGAACAAAAUGAAGAAGAGGUUUCUCCACAAUUGUUUACUUUCCACGAAGCUGUCUCACAAAUGGUAGAAAUGGAAGAACAAGUUGUAGAAGAUCACAGGGCAGUCUUCCAGGAAUCUAUUCGAUGGUUAGAAGAUGAAAAGGCUCUCCUAGAGAUGACUGAAGAAGUAGACUAUGAUGUAGAUUCAUAUGCUACACAACUUGAAGCUAUUCUUGAGCAAAAAAUAGACAUUUUAACUGAGCUGCGGGAUAAAGUGAAAUCUUUUCGUGCAGCUCUACAAGAGGAAGAACAGGCCAGCAAGCAAAUCAACCCGAAGAGACCCCGUGCCCUUUAAAUCAGCAUUUGCUGCUAAAGGAUUCCCAGAACCCUCGCUACUGUAACAUACAAUGGUUCAGCUGUAAGGGCCAUUCGAAAGUUUGAAAUUUUAAGUGUCUGUGGAAAAUGUCUUGUCCCUUCAACCUGAAUGACAUUUCAAUUUUGUGAAACACUCCUUUGUCUACAAGAUGCUUCUAGUCCAGGAGGCACAACCAAGGUUUGGGAAUAGUGAAGCAUUUUGUUUCAUUUACCCACAUAGUGAUUUACUUUUGAAGAUCCUUGCCAAUUUUAUUUUCUGUAUGAUGAAGUAAGAUUGUGGACUUGAUCCAGAGGUGAAUAGUAGGGGGAAGCCACAGCAUUUCCUUUUAACUCAGUUCAAUUUUCAUAGCAAGACUGAGCAGUUUUAAAUCCUUUGCGUGCAUGCAUACCUCAUCAGUGAUUGUACAUACCUUGCCCACUUCUAGAAACAGCUGUGCUCACCUCUUCCUGCUUUGUGCCUUGACUAAGGCUACUGACCCUAAAUUUCUGAAGCACAGCCAAGAUAAAUUACAUUCCUUAUUUGUCAUUGUAAAUUACCUUUAUUGUGUGUACAUUUUUACUGUAAUUGAGACAUUUUUUGUGUGUGACUAGAUUUGCAGGAUGUGCCAUAUCAAUGAAUGGAACUAAAGUCUGUGACAGUGGACAUAGCUGCUGGACCAUUCCAUCUUAUAUGUAAAAAAAUCUGGAAUUAUGAUUUUAAAACCAUAUAACAUGUGGUUAUAAUUUUCUUAGCAUUUUCUUUGUAAAGAACUAAAAUAUAAACUAGUUGGUGUAUAAUAAAAAGUAAUGAAAUUCUGAAAAGAGUUUUAUCUUAGGAUAAUACAUAUAUAUGCAGUGUGUGUUCCAGUGUGGUAUUAACAAGACUAAUAGUGCAAUUUGAUCUUUACCAAUACCAUUACUUAAGUUGAAGUGUCCAUUAGCACCCCAAAAUGAACCUUUUAAAUGGUACUGUUAAAGGAAAUUGGCUUCUGAUGCAUGAAUAUGUACAUGUACAUUGAAAGUAGUCCAUAAUAGAACUGUUAGUUUAAGCCAAGAAUAGACAGUACAUAACUCUCUUGAAAAAGAAUUUAAGCUAAGAAAGAGAUGACUGUGCCUUGAAAGGCACAUCUGACCCAAGCUCCAGCCAUUACCUAAUGUAUGAGUUUCACCAUGAUUUGAUGAGCAUCGCUGAAUUCUCACCAAUCAGCUCAUCUAGGGCAUGCUGCUUUUUAAAUGGUGGCACUUAUUUUUACAGAUUGCUAUUCCAAGGAAGAAAACUGGCCACUUUUCAUGUAAAUAUUUUGUUAGAAGAUUUAUAUAUCUCUCUAGGAGUUUUCCCUCAGUUCCCAGGAUAGUGUCUAGGAGUACGUUAACAAAAAAAAAGUCUCCCAAGGGUGUCUUGUUUUGAUUUACUCUAGGGAACUACCAGCUCAUUCAUAUGGGCUAAUGGGAAGCUAUGAAUAGAGUCACAUGAGCCAGAUUCCCUACUUCACUGUCCACAGAACUCAGAAGGUCGCUGUGGGAAUCCUAACACCAUGGUGAAAAGCUCCUCUGUAAACUUGAAAUCUAGAACAAGUGUAGAUUUUCACAGUGUGCUUAUUAUUAAAUCUAUGGAAUGAUCUUCAAAGGACAUAGAGAUAUGUGAAUUUACUCAUUUUAAAGCACAACAGAUAAGUCUUAAUUUAUUAUUUAAAUUAGAAGGGUACUAUCUCUGGAAGGUCUCCUCAAUUUGAAAUGUACUGCCUUAUACUAUAAUGGCUUCAUUCUGAUUAGUAUUCAAGGUGUAUUAAAUAUCAGUAGCAGAAAAGAUCUUGGUAGUAUAAUCCAUUCCCUCAGUUUUACAGAUAGGGAAAUCUGAAGGUUAUAAAAGGGACUGAAACUCAGCAGUCCAUAGGAGGACAGGAAAAUAAGAGGGAAAGCUGAAUUAAAUCUUAAAUUUAAAUUUUCCUUUAAGGAUAGAGAUGGUACAAGUGAACUUUGCUAAUUAAGUAGUUUUGUGAGAUUAAAAAAACCUACUCUUAAUUAUGUAGUAUUUAUGUAACAAAAGUGGCUUUGUGCAGUUAUUUAAAGAAUAACUUAAACUUUUUGGAUCUGGAUUAAACAUUCUUUACUUUCUCAGACUUGAAAGCUGAUAUCCCUAUUAAUAAUUAACUAAAAAUAUACAUUAUUUUAGUUAUAUAGGAAUGUUUUAAUAUAUCACUUUGAAGCCAGAUUUCUAAAAAAUCUGUUUAUGCAAACAACCUAUCUUUUCCUUCUAGGUUCACUCAGUGUACCUCUGUUAAAAUUUGGAUUUUAACUUUAAAGCCAGUGUUGAUUUAUAAAACCCUUUGAAAUUUUAAAUCUAUGACUAUCUCGCCAAGAAAAAACAUAUAAUCUUAUAGUUCAUUUCAUUCUAGUUGAGCAUCCUCAUUUACAAGUAAGGAAUGCCCAGAAGUAAUAUGCCUGGCAUCAUGUGGUGGCAGUAGCAGACUCAGGCUUGCCUAGAACCCUAGCCUAUUAUGCUGCAGGAUUGCUAAAGGGGUAGGCAGUGAUAGAAAUUAUAUAGGAUAAACAGAGAAAGAAUGAGAGAAGCAAAACAACAUUUUAGGAAACAAGGAAACAAUUGCUUUACUGUACACAUGAAUAACAAGAAAAAAUGGUAUGGGGAAUAUGUGACUAAAUUAAGCAUACUUUAACUUUCUUAUGACUUGAAGAACAAAGGCCUAAAGAGCUAAAAUCCUAAAAAAAGGUUCUCAUAGUAAUAUGUAACAUAGAAAAUAUUAGUGUAACAUCUUUAUAUAAUACACUGUUAGAAAUAACUUUUUUAAGUGUAAAGUUGUGCGUGUCUGCGGCUCUUAAACUUGAAGAGUAUCAUGUAUAAAUUGGACCCUGCCCUAUGUUGUGUAUUAAAAUCAAACCAAAUCCAAAAAAAAAAAAAAA
Globicephala melas (long-finned pilot whale) is the source of this 5371-nucleotide messenger RNA. RefSeq names its product kinesin family member 2A (gene KIF2A). Gene Ontology annotation, molecular function: microtubule binding; ATP binding; microtubule motor activity. Gene Ontology annotation, biological process: microtubule-based movement. The record is from RefSeq and is a predicted model, not a curated record. NCBI's taxonomy places the organism in Eukaryota, Metazoa, Chordata, Mammalia, Artiodactyla, Delphinidae.